AUGCAUUGCUGUGAUUUGCCCAUGCCAAACAUCCAACUAUCGUCUGUAUACACAUCGUCACCACUGGCAUUCCAUCUGCGGCGAAAGGUUGAAACACACACAUUUGCCAUUCGCAACCUUUCCACUGCACCAAAAUCACUGUCACCAAAAAUUGCCAACAGCACAAACGCCAACGCCUCCAGCACCACAACCGCAAUAACCAAAAGCACAACAAUAGCCACCACCACCACCACAUCGACCACAAGCCCUCCAGCCAUAGCAAUAAAAACUCAAAUUUCUUCAGCCGCUGAAAUUGCAUUUAAGGCAACGUGUCCGCCACAUCAACAGCAGACUACACAAUCAACUCAUCCAAGUGAAAUAAAAACAACUACAACAGCACACCAGACACAGCCACUGCUAAAGGCGACCAGCAAAGUAAAGCAAAAAGUACGCAAAAAAAGACAAAUUACAUUUAAUUCUGUGCCGGUGCAACGUCACGCCCCCUUUUCAUCGAAGGGCGCAUUACUAACAGGUGCUGGAGCGGCAGAAAGCCAACAAAAGACUGAACGAUUUGCAAAAUCACAACAUACGUGCGGUGCAACGGCCGUCACGACGGUUGCGCCUGCGCGUGCACUGGCGGGAGGAGCGGAGCGCAAAGGUGUGCCCGCAACGCAAUUGAAAUCGGCAAGAGCGCAACCGCCGGCGGCUGCAAUUGCCAGUCACCCAAUCACAACAAGCAUAACUACAGCAAUAACUAAGACUGCAACAACAAUACCACAGGCACCACACCAACCGCCACCGCCCCCGCUACAGCAACAGCAGCAAACCCACCAUAUACCAACCAUCCCAAGCUUCAAGCCAGCGGUGAAGCGGUUAAGUAGCGGCAGCAUUGGCAGCAUUGGUGCUACCAUCAGCGCCGCCAGCGGUAUAAAAGCGACACGCGCACGCUUAGCACAUUUUCUGAAAAUCCAAUCGCCGAGCGCCCGUAAAGCGCGAGCACGUCGAAAAUCGUCAACACCCUCGGCUGGUUCGCUAAUUGUGGUCGAUAUCGCUGGUGCGGCAGCUGGUGGUCGGGGUGUGGUAUUUGAGGGGUGUGGUAAAGCAUCAUCGGGUGCACCUAUUACAACACCGCCAGCAAGUGGAUUUGGCAAUUUACCUGUGAUAGUAGCCGAGAGUGGUGGAAAAGCGGGGAGUGCUGGUGCUACAGCAGGUGUAGGAUUACCUGUGGAUGCAGGCGAAGACGGUGCAACGGCAACAGCAACAGCGGCUGCAACGUGGUGCGGCGGCGUUAAUUUCUUGGUGUAUAUGGUGUGCUCAUUUUGUUGUUGUUGCUACAAUUUUCGCAACACACCAACAAGAAGAAUGGCGAAAGAUUUUUACAAGAAGCUUUUUUCACGGAAGAAACACUCAGAGAUUUGCCAUUGCUAGCCGAGGGGAUGCCACGGUUAGUAAAAAUGUGUCGGCCAUUUAAUGCUGCAGUACAACAGGCAGUAUUCGGGCCUAUUCUAUUAUACUGCGCCUAUUCUAUAUUUUGCAGGCAGAAAAUUUGCACACCGCCAAGUUUACCCACAUUCAAAAUUAGUUAUUAUAAAUGUCGAUUAAUCAAAUUAGUAGUUUUCAAUUAUACAAAACUGUCCUGAGAUCCAAUUUAGAAAAUAUGUCACUAUUAAGAAGCCAUUUAAUGUAAAAAGCUGAAAGCCUAAAUUUUUUUGUUUGAUAAGAAAAAUGAAUUAUUGCAUCCACACUUAAAAAUAAAUAGCAUCAGGCCAAUGACCACCACGACCACGCUUACAGCACAAUAUCCUUUUCAUGUAAUUUUCCAUAACCAAAUUGCAAAGUGGCUGCCCUAUGUCCUCGAUAGCCUCAGGAAUUCUAUGUUUGAGAUCUUGAAUCGACCCUGGGCUGUGGACGUAGACCUUCUCUUUCACGUGGCCCCACAGAAAAAAGUCACAACGUGUUAAAUCAUAAGAUCUCAGUGUCCACUUGUGAUCACCUCUUCGAGAGAUAACACGUUCCGGAAACGUUUCCCGUAAAAGAUCAAUGGUUUUGUUGCUUGUGUGGCACGUAGCGCCGUCUUGUUGAAAAUAAACGUUGUCCAGAUCAAUAUCAUCCAAUUCCGGCCAUAAACAAUUGUUAAUCAUCUCUCGAUAGCUUUUAUAUAUUUAAAUAACACCUGUUAUUGGAAAUCCCUUUAGUUGAUUGUCUCUAACUUUUGAAAAUUAUUAGUUUUAAUGUUCCAAUGCGUAAUCACCUCAAAUCUUAUCCCUUCCAUUGGGCAAAUGUUAAAACUGGGUUGACUACUAUUACUUCCUCAGCUGAUUGAUUACCUAGAAAUGUUAUAAUUAACUUUGCCUAGCCUAAACAAGUUUUUAUUAUGUUUUUUAAUACAAAGUUUCUCUUUGCUUUGAACUUUUUCUGUAAUUCUAAGUUUCUUAGACGUAAAGAGUAUGUAAGAAAUAUUGUUCAUAGACUGGCAGAAGAAAAGCAAAUAAUCAUGUUAUAAUCACAUCUUACUGCAAAAGUGGUUAAUUUCGUUAUAUUUCAUAUUCCUCCCAGUUUUCUAUUGUAUUUUUAAGAAAGUCUCUUCUAAUUCAAUAAAUCCCUUUCAGCUGUUAAGAACAGCCAAAAUCAGCGACGAUCGUUCAAUACUUAAAUAUUUGUGUAUGUACAAACAUAUGUAUGUAUUAAAUUUGGUUAGAUGUUUUCCAAUUGUAAUAGCGAUUGUACAAACAAGACCAGUAAAGGUUUCUACUUUUUUUUUAACUGAACUAUACACGCCUCUAAAUGUCAGCAUAUCGCCUGUAUGUUAAAUGUCAUUUUCUAUUCUGGCAUUCACGCAUAUAAAAGUGACAUUUGUGCAGUUGUCAAAAUUAUGAGAAAGGUAAACAAAACAAAGAAUAGAUUACAUCAAGUGAAAUUUCUCUCUAUCUCAACAACAACACUGCAGCAUCAGCUCUGCGCAGCUAAUAUAUUUUUCUUGACAACUUUGCACAGAGCGUACCAUAUACCUAUACUGAUUUUCCGGCGUUCUUAUUUCAUUUUCGGGUCGGUAGCAUACGCAUAAUACGCGCAUUAUAAACACAAUAAUUUGACAGUGACAGAGAUUUGUAUUCUUUGUUUAUCUACUAAUACUUUCGCAGAGGAAAUGCGCGCUCUUUCAUGCGCCGCAUCUGCAUAUCGUACGCCAUUUUUACUCUGCUAUUCAUUUCAUAUGACCACCCAACUAUGGUCGUCGUUCCAUGCUUCCAAUUUGUUUAGCGUUAGGCGCUACUGGUUGUUUGCGCUCUGCUCAAAUCCACGAAUUGUGAUUUAUGCGCUCCUCGAUGCUGCUCACCCACUUGGUUUUAUAAACGAUGUUCUUUGCAUGUACAUACAUAAGUGUAUAUAUGUGUAUAUGCAGUAUAUACGUUUGCUUACUUUAUUGUGUAGCAGCAGCGCGUAUCUCGCUCGCUUUUUCUCUCGCGUACUAGCUCUGUUCCGUCUUGAUUCGCCGAUUGGUCUGGGCUACUCGUUAUCACCACCUUUAGCAUUUGUCUCUACUUGGUGCUCACUGUGCUUUGUGUUCGUCGCCUUGUGAUGGAACGCCAGCAUAAACAUCGUACAAUUUUAAUGGCAUUGUCGAUGGCUGCACAAUCCCCUUCACCUUACUCGCGCCCCUCUAGAGCGCAGCCAGCCGGCCUUGUCAUCGUCUCGUAAUCAGUAACGUCGAAACACUGCUAACGUCGGCAAUGUCACACCGUUGCUUCUAAUGGUGUUGACAUGAGUUUAUAAUCGUGAAGCAGCCACUUCGCUCCGUGGGUAUUCUCUGCUGUGCUCCAACUACUGCCUGGUUUACUACAGCGCAGGGUCUCUAACAAAAAGCGCGCACACUUGUGCUCCAAUGCUCUCCCGCUCUCUUUAAUUCUCGCGCUUGCCUACUUGCUCUCAACAGCAUAUUCUUUUUCAUGAUUUAUUUAACCUUCCAUUUUUCUUUCGCCGCUCACCUCCGCAAAGUCGUUGACACACUCCUCCGUGUGUGUGUGUGUGUGUGUAGAAUUUUUGUGCAGUUUUUCUCGCCACCAGCGACAUCGUCUUCAUCGGUGUUCAUAACUUCGUGCGGUUCGUGAUUUUCAACGUCUCGAGUUAUCGAUGUCGCGGCGACGAUGGCGUGGUGAGACAUAUAAAUUAUUUAAGCUAUUUAACAUUUUGCAAAGUUUUUAUUGCUAAAAAUUAUAAAUUCUUUGCAAAUCUGUACGUUGGUUAAACCCGUUAACGAUACGCGUGCGUGUGCUGACAGACAAACGAAAAUGUGUAAGGUAUUCUGGUGAAAAAAAUACUUAUUGAAAAAAAAACGUACGAAAGAAAAAUUUGCUAUUGCCAUUAGCAUUGAGUGAGGUGGACAGUGCAGUGCAAUACAACGCCACAGAAAAGUAUAAAAAAAUAGAUUCAGUCGUCACAAGCACAACCAGCUGCAGUGGCGUGGCAUCAUAUAUUAACCACCCAAAAGCUGGUGAUAAUAGUGAUUAUAUGAAAUUAAAAAAAGUGUUUAUUCGGAACAACGAACAAAAGCAUUGGUUUAAGUGCAGAGGACGAAAGUGAGGAUAGAACAAACAACAAAAAAGGUGAAUAAGCAAUGCAACAGUGCAGUUUCUCAAAUGCAACUGUGGUGCUUCUACAUGUGUGUGUACGCGCGCGAGAAUGUCAAACAAUUGCAGUUUGCUUAAGUGAAUUAAAUAAAAUGAAAAACGAAGCUUAGGCUGCCGCUAACACCACAGGCCACCGUGGUGAGACAAGCUGGCGCUGAUACAGUCCGGCUAAGUUAACUAACGACGGGCAGUGCUAGUAUAGAAAUUUGGAUGUGAAAAUGAUUUAAAAAAAAUUAUUUAAAAGUGAAAAAUGAAGAUGUGUAAAGGAAUCGCGAUAUGAGGGCUCGACACAGCUCAUUACAUUGAGGUAUAUGUCAUUUAUACAUAUGUAUGUAUGCACACUCUGUGCAAAGGUUUGGCAUUAACUAACCCAUAAGUAUGUAUGCAUACGCUUAGAAGCAAUUCGGGAAUAUCUAAUUGGUUGUACUUAUAUCCUAUACAUAUUUACGAUUUAUAUUCAAGCAAGCGCACAUGCAACUUUAUCUAUGCAGAAACAUACAUACAUACAUAUGUAUGCAUACUUAGAGAAGAUAAAAGAGUUAUAAAACGUUUGUUACCAUAAAUUAGUACGCAGUUUGCAAGCCACGCAAAUUUAAUGAGCGUGUAUCGAGAUGAAAGUCAAGGCCGACCAAGCGACUAACUAAGUAAAUACCACCCAACCCACGCGCAAACAAACCCACCACCACAAUCCCACUUUUGAAUAAACCACUGCCGGCAGAUAGUAUGAUGGAAAGGAUGGAAUGAAAAGGCUGAAACUUUUACAACUUCUUUAUAUUUAACCUGUUUAUAUUUAUUUUGGCAAACUUUUUUAUUAAUGUCCCACGUUUUGAAAGAAACAAAAAAGCCCUUAUAAGGGGACGGGAUUGUGAAAGUUUCUUCCACAUUGUAAAAGUAAAAACCCCACAUUUAGAAAACUGGUAUAUUUUAAGUUAUUUGACUUCAAAGCUUGCCAAAUCGGCCGACAUUUCUCCUAUUUUGAGUAUUUCAACAAGAAAAAAUGCUACCAGAAAGCUGAAAAAGACCAAAUGUUACGGUUUAUA
Molecule: messenger RNA, 5644 nt
Organism: Anastrepha ludens (Mexican fruit fly)
Lineage: Eukaryota; Metazoa; Arthropoda; Insecta; Diptera; Tephritidae
Product: mucin-19-like
Exons: 3
Coding region: 1-1407 (468 amino acids)
Source: RefSeq, a predicted model, not a curated record